Molecule: messenger RNA, 543 nt
Organism: Naegleria lovaniensis
Lineage: Eukaryota; Heterolobosea; Eutetramitea; Acrasida; Naegleriidae
Exons: 2
Coding region: 1-543 (180 amino acids)
Biological process (GO): P450-containing electron transport chain
Molecular function (GO): 2 iron, 2 sulfur cluster binding
Source: RefSeq, a predicted model, not a curated record
AUGAACACAACAAGAAAAGUUGCUUCUCUAUUGUCGAAACACUCCUUCAGUCAUCAUCGUUCAUCAAAUUCUCUCAUCACUUCAAGAUUUAAUAGUUGGAAUUCUGUCCGAUGUUCCCAAGUUAGUGCAAAGGAUAUAAAUCAUACUUGCUUGGGAGAGCCUUCCAAAAAACACAAUACCGUGUCAAAAGUAGUAAACAUUUCAAUUUAUGAUAGAGAAGGCAAGAUACAUGAAAUCAAAGCAUACUCAGGAGAGACUCUCUUAGAAUCAAUGACUAGGGCAGGAGUUGAAGUUGCUGCCGAUCCUACUUGCAUGGGUGGAUGUGCUUGUGUUGGAUGUCAUGUGAUUAUUUCUGGAGAUUAUGAACAAAAGUUGCCACAAUGCAGUGAGGACGAAGCAGAAGUUCUGGAAGAAGCUCCUUUUGUACAUGAAAAUUCUAGAUUAGCUUGUCAAAUUAUUGUUGAAAAGAAGUAUGAAGGAAUGGUGUUGGCACUUCCUCCAAGAAGCAAUGAUGAAGCCAUGGAUCCAUACUUUAGAUUUUAA